ACCAUGAGAUGUCGCAAAGGGAAAACCAUUGCUAAAAGUGCCCCCAGUGAAUAUCCAAAAAUAUCAUUUUUUCAGCUGUUUCGAUAUGCAGAUAAGAAAGAUAUACUUGCCAUAGUCGCGGGGACUAUUUUUGCAGCAGCAGUUGGCACAGCAGUUCCCCUAAACAUAUUUAUAUUUAGUGGUGUUGUGAAUGAAUUCACUGCACCAUCAAUUGUAGCGGAAAGCAUAUACGGUUCUGUAAAAUGGUUUGCCGUUUUGGGAGCAUGCAUGUUUGUUGCUGCAUUUUUUCAAAACUUCUGCAUGAACAUCUCCUCAAGCAGGCAAAUCAACCGAAUCCGUCUUUUGUAUUUCAAGAGUAUUUUGCGGCAGGAUAUCCCAUGGUUUGAUGAACAGUCCUCUGGAGCACUAAUCAGUAAGCUAUCUCAGAAUAUUGAUCUCAUUGAAACUGGGAUCGGACCAAGAUUUGGAGAAUUUAUAAAAUAUAUAUCUGGAUUCAUAGCGGGCAUUGUAAUAAGCUUUGCUGAAGGAUGGAAACUGACUCUUGUUGCAUGUGCAAUGUUACCUAUUAUUACUGCUGUCUUUGGUUGCUUUGGAUUUACCAUGAAAUAUUUCACAACCAAAGAAAUGGCUGCAUAUGCUCGCGCAGGUUCAAUUGCUGGAGAAGUAUUAGAGUCUGUACGGACUGUUGUCGCAUUCGGUGGAGAGAAAAAAGAAUCAGAAAGGUAUAGAGAACAAUUGGGUUUGGCUGAAAAAGUUAGCAUUCGAAAGUCAACGGCAACUGGUGGAGUGAAUGGUGCAAUAGGAUUGACAAUAUACUGUUCCUCUGCUUUGAUAUUUUGGUAUGGUAUUAAAUUAAUCAUAGAAGAAAAUUAUAAAUCUGGAUCAGUUAUCCUGAUAUUUAUUAACGUUCUUCUUGGAAGCAUCUUUCUUGGCAAUGCUUUACCUAGUUUUCAAUAUUUCAUGAAUGCUCAAGCGUCUGCCGUUGAAAUUUAUGGUACAAUCGAACGCGUUCCAAAUAUUGAUAAGAAUCGUCCUGGAAGUCUUAUUCCAGAAUUUUCUGGAAAUGUGGUAUUCAAUAAUGUCUCGUUUGUAUAUCCAAGCCGACCAGAUAUUACAAUUCUUAAGAAUUUUUCUCUUACAAUCAAAAGUGGUCAAACUGUGGCACUUGUUGGACCAAGUGGUUCCGGUAAAAGCACAAUCGUUCAUAUGCUGCAAAGAUUUUAUGACCCAGUGGAAGGCGAGGUACUAAUUGAAGGUGAAAAUAUAAAGAAUCUCGACCUUAAAGCUUACCGUAAUCAGAUUGGAUGUGUACAACAAGAACCAAUACUUUAUGAAGGAACUAUCAGUGAUAAUAUUAGAUUAGGAAAACUGGAUGCAACACAAGAAGAGAUAGAAGAAGCAGCAAAACUAGCCAAUGCUCAUGAUUUUAUAAAAAGUCUUCCUGAUGCAUAUGAAACUUUUGUAGGUGAACGAGGUGGUGGAAUGUCAGGUGGUCAAAAACAACGUAUUGCUAUAGCCAGAGCAUUGAUAAGAAAGCCAAAACUAUUGUUGUUAGAUGAGGCAACAUCAGCUCUUGAUACAAAAUCAGAAAAUAUUGUUCAAAAAGCUUUGGAUAAAGCAAGUGCAGGCAGAACUUGUGUAGUUGUCGCUCAUCGGUUAACUACAGUUCGUAACGCAAAUUUAAUAAUUGUACUUGAUAAAGGAGUAGUUCGUGAAUCUGGUACUCAUGAUGAACUUGUGGCUAAGAAAGGCCUCUAUGCUACAAUGCUGAAUAAUCAGGGAAUAUCUGAAAAAGCUGAAAAUGAGGACACCGAGGAUACUGAAGACGACGGUCUUGGAAACGGUUUUCCGAAGACACCUGAAAAUGUUUGGAGACUUGAAGAUGAACGUGAUAAUAUGUCGGAGAGUACUGGAAGCCUACCUCGUAGAAGCUUCUCGCACAGUUCAGUGGUUACGCUGACACGUAAUAAACUGAAAAGAUUGAAAAAGUCAGCCACAUUCAGAUUAUUAAAGCUCAAUAGGCCUGAAAUACCACUGAUAAUUGCAGGAUGCUUUUGUUGUCUUGUAAGUGGAACCUCACAGCCUGCAUUUGCAAUUCUCUAUUCUGAGGUGUACGAUAUAUUUACUUUGAGAUCGAAUCCAGAUCUGAUGUAUAGUCGUAUUAGUCUUAUUAGUGGAAUGAUGGUACUACUUGGCGUUUUGCGGUUUGCAGCUAAUCUAGGCCAGGGAUUUCUAUUCGGGAAAUCAGGUGGUAUACUAAUCAGGCGUAUACGUUCCAUGGUUUUUGAUGCAAUGUUACAUCAAGAGAUUGCAUGGUUUGAUGAACCUGAGAACCAGGCAGGAGCAUUAACUGCAAAACUUGCUACAGAUGCAUCAAGAGUGGCAAUGAUUUCAGGUUCACAAAUGGGAUUUUUUGUCGAAUCGCUAUCUUUGAUAAUUAUGUCACUUGUCAUUGCAUUUAUUUACAGUUGGCAGUUGACACUUCUUAUACUGGCCUUCUAUCCAUUAAUUGUUAUUGGAGGAAUUUUUCAGAUGCAGGCAAUGUCAGGAAAAGGUGACGACAAAAAGGCCAACAAUUCAAUGAGAACAGCACAAGAAGCCAUAGGAUCAAAUCGUACACUCACUACACUUACACUGGAAGAUUACUUUUAUGAAAUUUUUAAAUCUUAUGCAGUUGAGAACUAUAAGAAGAAUUUGAAGAAGUCUAUUUUAUAUGCACUGAUGUAUGCGCUUACUGAGUCUGUACAAAUGUUUUCAUAUGCCGCCGCAUUCGCACUUGGUGCAAAUUUGGUUUCAACAAAUACAAUAACGCUACUGGCUGUAUUCCGGGUCUUUGCAACUAUCACUUUGAGUGCACAGUCUCUUGGCCGUUCAGCGUCAGUAUUUCUAGAUGCUAAAUCGGCCAAAGUUGCUGCAGAAAAUAUUUUAGCCCUUCUAGACAGACAACCACAUAUUCCAAUUAACUCAGGGAUUAUUCCAACGACUCCGUUCAAAGGGAAAGUUUCAUUCAAACGUGUUUAUUUCAAAUAUUCUAACCGAUCUGAAAGACCAGUUUUAAAGAAUUUCUCACAUACUGUUCAACCUGGUCAAACAGUAGCUUUGGUUGGACAUUCUGGAUGCGGAAAGUCAACUUUAUUACAGUUGGUAUUAAGAUUCUAUGAUCCAUCAUAUCAUGGUCCUGAUAGUGGGAUAUUCUUUGACGAUUUAAAUAUUAGAAAUCUUUCACCAAGUUGGGUUAGACAACAGAUUGGUCUUGUAUCUCAAGAACCAACUUUAUUUGAUCUGACAAUAAGGGAAAAUAUUGCAUAUGGAGAUAAUACUCGAGAAGUAACAAUGGAUGAAAUUAUCGAAGCAGCACGUGCAGCCAAUAUUCAUGAAUUUAUAUCAACACUACCAAGUCAAUAUGAAACACUUGUUGGGCAACGUGGAUCAAAGCUUUCUGGUGGGCAGAAGCAAAGAAUAGCCAUAGCAAGAGCAUUGGUUCGCAAACCUGCCUUACUUCUCCUGGACGAAGCCACCUCUGCAUUAGACAACGAGAGUGAGCGUAUUGUUCAAGAAGCUCUUGAUGCUGCUAUGGGUUCAAGAACAUCGCUAGUUGUUGCUCACCGAUUAUCAACUGUUGUCAAUUCUGAUUUAAUUGUAGUUUUACAAGAUGGACGUAAGAUAGAAGCUGGACCACCAGGAGCUCUGUUAGAAAUUAAAGGAGCUUUCUAUGCACUACACCAUAUGGAAAACUAACACAUAUGAACUUAUUUGUUUAGCUUUUCACAUGUUUUUGAUAUUUCUUAUUUUAUAUCUGAAAAAGCUUGGUUGCUUUAGUACAACUGAGAAG
Molecule: messenger RNA, 3832 nt
Organism: Trichobilharzia szidati
Lineage: Eukaryota; Metazoa; Platyhelminthes; Trematoda; Strigeidida; Schistosomatidae
Source: the annotation of a GenBank genome assembly